Seminavis robusta is the source of this 1866-nucleotide messenger RNA. The record is from the annotation of a GenBank genome assembly. Lineage: Eukaryota; Bacillariophyta; Bacillariophyceae; Naviculales; Naviculaceae.
UCCUCUACAUGCUCCAUCACAACAGUUACUGACUACUAGCUAGUACUAACUACUCGAGUAUUGACUAUCAUUGUGCCACAACACACUUGGGUUGUUCAUUAUCAGACAACAGCUGCUGACGACAACAUCAACAUCGUUCCCAGAAAUACAUUAUAAGGAUUCCUUUGACGUCCUUUCCUCAUCGCUCAUCCCUCAUCCCUCAUCAGACGACCGACGACCGCCGAUAAUCAUGUCAGAGAAAGGCAUGGUGUCCCAAGAGGCCGCGCUGUCUCCUCGGACAUCUCCUUCGCACCACCAAGAUGCCGCUGCCAUGGCGCCAGAAGGAGUGGUUGCGCCACCAGAACCCCGUGCUUCCAAAAAGACCAAACGAAAAAAGCCCAGUAAGCGCAAAGCAGCAGCGGCGGCUGCAUCUGGAGAUGGAGCACCAGUGCCGUCUAGUAUGAGUGAAGACCCAGCUGCGGAACCAUCCACCACUCGCAAGACCAAGAAAGUCAAGAAGAAGCACAAAGAGAAGCAUCCAGAAAAAGAGAGCAAAGCUAGCAGUAGCAGUGCCCCUCCCACCAGUGAGCCUCCUCCUCCUCCUGCUGCUGCUGAUAAUAGUCGCAAAAAGCCACGCAAAAAGGCGGCUGUGGCCAAAGUACAGCAGCCGAGCUCGGACAGCCUUUCCGAAGCUCAAAAGGCUGUCAAUGAGCAGAUGCGCCGUGUCUUGGAAGAAGACCAGUACACUGCCAAUGGAAGCAUUGUGGACACGGAUACCGACAAUGAGGAGAGUAUCGCAUACCGUGGGGAAACUGUGAGAAUGGACCGUUCGGCUCUCAUGGGAGCUAUGCGCAAACAUUUGUGGAUGGAACGGUUGAAUAGUGGUGCUGGAAACGUUGUCACGCCCAAACCUGGUGGUGGUGCUGCAGGAGCUAGUGGUGGCGCUGGUGAUGAUGAUGAAGACGACAAUGACAAUCGCCGUGGAGGACGCAAAAAGAAGAAAAAGGGCAAGCGCAAGGAAGCUGCGGCUAUUGGUGGUGGCGGCGUUGGUGGCGCAGAUGACCUCAGCCGCAUGUCGUCUGUUGAUGAGGCACCAUUGGAGACCAGUCGUACAGCCGAUGCCAUUGUCAAUCCAAAUAUGGGAGUGACUGCUGCCGAUGAUACGACAGAUGAAUUUGAUGAUCGAGAUGGAGGAUCCAUCUUUGGACAAACGAGUGGAUCCAGCAAUGCCACCUGGGUGGAGUGUGACAAGUGCAAAAAGUGGCGCCGUCUUCGUGGCGUAGUAGAUGAGAAAAAGCUUCCUUCUAGGUGGUACUGUUCCAUGAACAAAAACGAUCCGGAUCGUGCCCGGUGCUCCGCGCCAGAAGAAGAAUAUGAGACUCCAAACACGCCCGAAAGUGCAGCCGAUGCCCGCACUCGCAAACAUCUUCGUGUCUGGGUACGUCGCCUACAAUGCCAUGAAGCCUAUGAAUCACGACAACCCACUUUGACCCGUGGACGCAAACGGGCCAAUGCAACAUCCAAGGAACCCCAUGAAUGGGUCCGUUGCUGCAACCAGAGCUGUGGCAAGUGGAGGGCCAUCUUGAAAAUCAUGGAUGCCAAGAGCAGUGUCAUUGACAGGACCAGGGAUGGCGAGUGGUACUGCGUCAUGAACACUUGGGAUGAAAAGAUGGCCAGCUGUGCGGCCCCACAGGAGAACUUGCCGGCAAUCGGCUGUCCUGGUUGGGUUUAUCAGGAUGAGAAUUAGGAUUGCCAUUAUACCCAGCGUCCUUUAUUCGUAUUUAUUUGGGCCAGGUUGGGGCUGGCUGUUGAGUUGAGCAGGUUUUUUAACGUGUCAGAGUGUUACUAGUCCUAAUAAUAAGGUAGCAUUUGUGCAUCGUAUACAAC